Messenger RNA from Oryzias melastigma (Indian medaka), 6792 nucleotides. It is a transcript of the gene gjd1b, whose product is annotated as gap junction delta-2 protein. Gene Ontology annotation, biological process: cell communication. The record is from RefSeq and is a predicted model, not a curated record. The transcript is spliced from 2 exons. Bases 725 to 1645 code for a protein of 306 amino acids. Gene Ontology annotation, cellular component: connexin complex. NCBI's taxonomy places the organism in Eukaryota, Metazoa, Chordata, Actinopteri, Beloniformes, Adrianichthyidae.
GUGUGGUGAUGGCGAGCGCGUGAGGGGGGAGGAGCUCAGAUGAUUCCUCUCUAAUCCUCCAGACUCGCGCUCGGUCUGACUGCCUGGCUGGCUUAAAAGGAAAGAGGGAGUCGGAGGCAGGUGGAGGAGAUGAAGGGAGGAGAAGAACGAGGAGCCGCCGCUCGGAAAACACGCUGAGAGGAGGACGGGAGGGAGCAUCGCGGAGGAAGACGGGAGCGGGAGAACGAUGCUCUGCUCCUCCUAGCCUGCCGGAACCGAACCGGGAGAGAGAAGCAACAGGAGGGGAGACGGGAAAGCCCCCAAAACAGGAGGAGACCGAAGGGAGGAAGGAGAAAUGAGGAGGACGCAGCAGCAGCGUGACAGCAGGAGCAGAGAUGUCUCCUUCCUCCAGCUCACACGACUCCUACAGUGAUGCGUGGAGGAGAGGAGGGAUGCUGAUGGAGGUCCUCCUCCGUUAGACCAGGUGUGUCUAACAGCACAUGACAGCCCAGCUGGUGAGGGGGUAAGAGGAGGUCAGGAGCAGCCAGAGGUGUGGAGGACAGGAGGAGCGUGCGUGGACAGAGAACAUCACGCACUCGUCUAGGCUGCGUGCAGCUGCACUCUCUACCUCUUCACUCAUCACAAGUGGACUUGAAGACCCCAGCACCAGCAGCACUCCCACUGCUCGCAGGGAGGCCCCCCCAUCCCGAUUCCUGAGCCCAGUGGAUGCCUCCUGACUCCAACCAUGGGAGAAUGGACCAUCCUGGAGCGCCUCCUGGAGGCUGCGGUGCAGCAGCACUCCACCAUGAUAGGAAGAAUCUUGCUGACUGUUGUGGUCAUCUUCCGCAUCCUGAUUGUGGCCAUAGUCGGCGAGACGGUUUACGAGGACGAGCAGACCAUGUUCAUCUGCAACACUCUGCAGCCAGGCUGCAACCAGGCCUGCUACGACAAGGCCUUCCCCAUCUCUCACAUCCGCUACUGGGUGUUCCAGAUCAUCCUGGUCUGCACUCCGAGCCUCUGCUUCAUCACCUACUCCGUUCACCAGUCAGCCAAGCAGAGGGACCGCCGGUACUCCUUCCUCUAUCCCAUCAUGGAGAAGGACUACGGCGGCAGAGACGGAAUGCGAAAGCUUCGCAAUAUCAAUGGGAUUUUAGUGCAGCACGGUGGUGAUGGGGGAGGGGGGAAGGAGGAGCCUGACUGUUUAGAGGUCAAGGAGAUUCCCAAUGCCCCGCGAGGUCUCACACAUGGGAAGAGCUCCAAAGUGCGUCGGCAAGAAGGCAUCUCCCGCUUUUACAUCAUUCAGGUAGUGUUCCGAAAUGCCCUGGAGAUUGGCUUUCUGGCAGGCCAGUACUUCCUGUACGGCUUCAGUGUGCCUGGGAUUUUUGAGUGCGACCGUUACCCCUGCCUCAAGGAAGUGGAGUGCUACGUGUCCCGGCCCACGGAAAAGACGGUUUUCCUGGUCUUUAUGUUUGCCGUGAGCGGCAUCUGCGUGGUGCUGAAUUUAGCCGAGCUCAACCACCUGGGCUGGCGCAAGAUCAAGGCGGCAAUCCGGGGCGUCCAGGCUCGCAGGAAAUCCAUCUGCGAGAUCAGAAAAAAGGACAUGGCCCACUUGUCCCAGCCGCCCAACCUGGGACGCACUCAGUCCAGCGAAUCGGCCUACGUUUGACGAUGAAGAUGAAAACAGGAGGGGAUGGAUGUGCAGAGAGAAGGAAUUAUGAUUUUCAUUUGCUCAGGAUUAAAGGCCAAAACAGAAAUCCUUUGGUGAUGAUGGAGAUGAACAGAAUGUAGGGGCAGUGGAAUAUGAAUAAUACAGUGAAUGACAAAGUAUUUGGUCCUGCUAGCAAACACACGAACAGGGAUCCCGUGAGGAGAUUCGGGAUGUUUUUUUUAUACUUUUAUCCUAAUAAUCCACAAGCUUCUCCACUGCCCUUUGGAAGGAAGACUUAAGCCAGGAAGCUGAGGAGGAAAUGGAAAAAAAAGGAAAACUGAAGAAGAAUUGUUUGUAUUCUGUGAGAGGUGACGGCGGUGUUUGAUGCAUCCCAUGGUGCUUUUCAUCUGGACUCCAUCACAUUCACCUAAAAAAGAAGGGGGGUGAGCGGAUGGGACAGAGGAACAUCAUUAACGGAGGAACGGAAGAACUGUCAGAGCCGUGACAAACCAGCGACGAUGAAGCCAUGUUUGUUUGGGGGGGGUUUGGUUGGAGACGCUGAGCUUUGGAAGAGCAUGUGAACCAAAUGACGGAGGAGAGUGGAACGGACAUAUUUUUGAUUUCCUUCAUCUGUUCUCUGGAGGCUCAUUGAUCCGUCUCCAGCGUGGCGUCUUCUGCUGAAAUGACGUCACGAGCCAAAAGCAGAGGAGAGCUGACAGUGUUUAUGCUUCGUCUCUUGGCAAAAGUUGAUCCGAGCACAAACAAAGAGAAGCUACCAUAAACACUUUCAUCCCCGAACUCCACGGUUGGCAGCAGAACAGGCUUCGUGAAGCAUCCCGCUGCUCUCCUGCUGCACACAGACUCUAGAGACAACUUAGAGAACAAAUGGACUAAAGAUUAAUUAGAGUUACCCCUCCAGCCCCUAUGAAACCAAAAGUCCUGCUGUUAGAGAAGAAGAGCACAGAAAAAUCCAGGAGGAAGAAGAAAACCUAACUUUUAUACAAAUGUUGUAAAUGACAUAACCAUGAGUUUAGAUUUUUCUUUAUUUUCCAGAGAUGGUGCCAUUCUUUAAUAUAUUCAAAUUAUUGUUCAGCACAUAUAGAAAGUAUAUCAUAGUAUUGAGUAUAUCCAAAUCAAAUGAUUUAUUUUCGGGUGGUGGGAAAGUCAUACUUUAUCAGAUGUAAAGAUGUUUUAUUUAUUACAAAUAAUCUUUUCACUGAUGGAAGGGAUUAACGUCAGAACAUUGUGGGCUUUAAUAUGAACCAGUGAAGGUGUGCAGCUGGUUUCCCUCAGAAGAAAACUGUAAACACAUCUGUACAGUAUUUGUUCUUUGCCAACCAGCUGCAGCCUGUGUUUGCUAGAGGCAUGUGCACGUGAGCGUUUCCUGAAUGACCAAGCUGUUACUGAUGAGGAUUUAUUAAGACAGGUGCUUUUUUUCUUUUCUGAACUUCAGUGGUUUUUAUUCUGCUGUUCCUGUGCUGACUGUUAUCAGCUUGCAUGCAAGAAAAAAAAGAAAGACGACGCUGAGAAAAAGAGGACAGGGAGCAGUGCACCCGGGUUAUGAAAGAGGAGUGGAAGAGCGGCAGACUGCAAGGACCAACGCUGGGGAGACAUUUAUGGAUGUUUUUCUGAAAUCAUGGCGCUGACAUGAGGCAGUCCCAAAGUCCAACAACACUGAGGAACCUAAAACUUGAGAUCUGACAGGAACAUGCUAAUCAAAGAGCCGUGGGAGGGGGUUCAGGAAGACUUCAGCUAUUGAAUUAGCUUUGGUUAAAAACUAGUGCUGUCAACAAAUUAAAAAAAAUCAUCUAAUCAAUCACAUUUAAUCACAAUGGUUUACUAGGUAAAUUUUAAAUGACAAUAUGUGACUUUUGAACAAAAAGUCUGAAAUAUUUAAAUUGAUUAAGUUUUAACCCAGAAAUUCCAAAAGUGUGAUUUGUGUGCACAAAACACAUCCACUGUAAGAUAAUCCGACCUCUAAAGACUUUUAUAUCCGCAGAGUUACUCCAAGAAAACAAAGAUGCUAAUGUGAAGCCAUAAGAAGCAAACAUUGUGAUUCUGCACUUUAACUUAAACCGUGGUCUGGGUGAAUACUGGAUUCUGAUUGGCUACUGGGUGACAGCCCCCAAAAAAUUAUAAAAAUAAAAUAUUUGCUCUAUAUUACUGUAAUAUUCUAGACAAAACAAGCACUAAGAGGUAAAUUUUCUCUCUGAACUGAUUUCCUGAUUGGCUUUCCUUUACCGCUGCAGUUGAGGCUCAGCGAUACGUUGUCGUGUUACCGUGACAACGCACUGGACCACGGAUGAAAUAGUACGCUUUUUGUGAAAAAGCAACAAAAAAAAAACAAAACAGAAAAAAUAAACCGCUAAAAAGUAUUUGAAUAGUUAUUUAUUUUGUAAAUGACCAAUGUAUCCGUGGGAUAAUGCCUGACUAAGUGUUUCAGCACAGGCCGUGGAAGCCUUAACCAUCUGAGGCAAAGAAGAUUGCGUAAUUAAUUUGUGUUAAUAAAUAUUAAUGUAAAUUAUUUUUUAAUAAUCAUGUGCGUUAAUACGUUUACAUUGACAGCCCCACUAAAAACCCAAGUUGAUCAGUUAGACUGAGAAAAACUUUCUUUACUACAAAGUGUGACUCAAAAGACUGAAAGUGACGGAAUGGAUGGCAGAAAAAAAUCGUUUUAGUAAACUUUAGUCACCAAAACCUUUUGUUUAGGUUGACUUAUGCCUUUAAAGUCAAAUCAUUUCAUUUUUUGGUGAGUUUUUAACUUCGCAUGACCCUAACAGUUUCUUUGUCGGGUCGGCGUGCAGAUUAUCUGUGUUUUCUCAGCGUCUCUCCAUCAGUAAACAGUUCAGAGCUGAACCGUAGCAGCAGCUAAAGCGGCUGCAGAAUCCCUCAGUCUCUGGACUCUAACAGGUCAUUCCCUCCAGGUUUGGACCUUCGGUGAAAUGGACUCUGUCCUCUGCAUGCACCAGAGAAGACAACUUCCCUGAAAGGUCCUGCCAGAAACACUAAUAAUAGCAGCUGGGUUACCCAUUAGAAACGGUGCUUCAAGUGAAAGCUUAAAUGUGACCUUAAGCUUAAAAGCCCCAGCCCGAGUCCGGAACUAUAUCCGUCUCCUGCUGCAGAGUCCAUUCAUAUACCGAUUUAAUCUCCACUCAGUACAAGACUGUGCAGGUUUCGGGUCUAUUUUUACUGAAUGGCACACAUGCACGCUCUCAAAGUGCGCUCACUUUGGAGAAGGUACAGAAGACGUCUUCAACUCUUGUCUGCUGUUCUUCAGGAACAUCAGCUAAAGGGUCACGCUCUUUCUCAGCGUUCAAACCUCCUGUGACUUCAACACUGCCUCCCUUUCAGAAUAAAAGCCCAGCUCCUCCAGCAGUCCCCUGCUCUCCCACUCCUGCUUUACUAUCUGUCAGUGUGAAAUGAAUUAUGCAAACUUUUUUUUAUUUGCUUCUCGUUUUUGACUUUUGGAUUCAUUUUAUUUGUUGCUCUUUUUGUAUGGAAACAUAUCAAAAAAGAAACAACUUUUUUACGUGGUGAAAACUUUUACUUUAAAGGUUAUGUGAAAAUCAAGGGUAGAGUGUUGAAAUAUAAGAGUAGCAGAAAAAAACGUUAUAUUUCCUCCCUUGCCAAAGUCAUAUGCAAAUUUACAGGAUUUUUUUUAAACUGCAUGUGUAAUAGCUAUAAUAAGCAUGUUUAUAUGUUUUAUUCAACAGAAUCUUAAAGGAAAAAAAAAAGAUUUUUACAGUUGACAUUAUAGAAGAAUGACGUCUUGAUGACCAGUGUGCAGAUUUAACCCAGAUCUUUGGACCAAACUGAGACGCUGAAACUACCUACGAAACUUCAUCCAUUUCAGUUCCCAGAAGAGUGUGACGACGCUGUGAACCUUCAUCCUUAAGAAAAGGGCACAACAUACCUUUAAAAUGAGGCUCCUUAAAGGAUCUAUGAAAAAUGUACUGUAAAAAAACAAAAAAAAAACAGAGAACACAGUGCAGCUAUGAAACUUGCUGCUGAAACAUUCCAGGAUUUAGACUGUAGCACUAAGUGUAUCUCAGAGAAACAUCAACAGAAAGCACACUCAGGACAGAAAACAUCCGUUUUAUACUGGUAGAAGUGGACCUUCUUUACAUUUUUAUAGAAACUGUGUGUUGGCAUCGUCCCCAUCAAACCUGAUACUGUUGGACCCUCCUCAGAAAAGCCUGAGCCAUCUGCUCUCUGGUGUUCGUGAAGACUUUACCCUCUUCAGAUACAUUCCUUUAAAUCCAGCAUAGUCCUGCCCACGCAUCACGGGUGACGGAGCUCCGCAGAACCCAAGCUCUCACCUUUGACUGUUACCAGGCUGUCGGCUGGCUUGGCUGCAGCAGUUUACAGCAAAUUCUGAUCUGUAGAAUCAUCCUGCAGUAGAUGAAGCGAGCGUUCGAUUCCUCAGGAACGCAGCCGGUCCAACGGGCUCGCCAGCAGCUCCGUAUUUAAGUAUUUUUAGGAUUUCUUACUCAUUAUAGGUUAAAAAGCCAUAGAAUAAAAAACACAAUCAAAAUUUAUAAAGGAGCACAAUGUAAGGAUGUUUUACAGAACUUCAAUUGAUGUUCAAGAUGUUUUUGCAUUUAAAUGGAAAUCAAUCAACUUUAAGAAGUAUGUCCAUGAAAAAUCCAGGGAUUUUUUUCUAAAAAUGCUCCUGCUUUUCCCCUCUCAAGCCCUGUGUCAUAUGGACUGGAUCAGAACCAUUUCAACACUCAGAAAUCAUCCUCACUGUCAGCCAGACUCAGGUAACACUGCCUCCUUCCCUUCAUGUUCUGACCCACAGCAGCUCCUCAGAGCUGAAGGUCCUCCCUCCAUCAUGGGUCUGGCUGGAAGGAGGAAAUCUGAAUGUUGACGUGUCAGCAGAGUGGGAGGAGCAGAGCAACCCGUGGCUAACAUUUGGCGUCCUGCUGAAGACGAUUUAAAAGAAAGACGACCCCGUUAGAUUUUAGGAAAUCCUAGCUUCCACAGUCACAUCUGAGCGGAUGUGAACCCGGGACUGCACACACAAGCUCCCGCUUGGCAACUUCAUCAGAGAAUCCGCAGGUUCACGGACGUACGUGACGGCCCUUCGUUAAAGUCCCUGUACAUUUAAUCAGUGUACUGUAUGUAAAGACUGAAUAAACCUUGAAUGUGACAUGACACCUGAA